Messenger RNA from Amoebophrya sp. A120, 199 nucleotides. Lineage: Eukaryota; Dinophyceae; Syndiniales; Amoebophryaceae. The record is from the annotation of a GenBank genome assembly.
AUGCCAGCGCGCUCUUCUUGCUGUGCCUUCGUCUCUCUGCCUCUGCCUAAAGAAGAUCCUUACUUUCCUUCAAGUUGCAAUUAUAAGGCGACUUCAUUUGAGAUCCUGAUCGCCUCCUUUUUGAAGAUAUUUGUUGACUGACUUGGCGCGUGGGUGUUGUGAUCGGCGGACGGCACUGCUUGAGGAUGUUUUGAACGGC